This is a messenger RNA of Cyclocybe aegerita, 972 nucleotides long. The record is from the annotation of a GenBank genome assembly. NCBI's taxonomy places the organism in Eukaryota, Fungi, Basidiomycota, Agaricomycetes, Agaricales, Hemipholiotaceae.
AUGACGAAUUUUCAAACCACAUCCCCUUCGGACAGCGAUCCUAUCGACUCUCUCAACAUGACUGUCCCCUCCUUUGACCUCCUCGACGGAACUAAAAUUCCGUGGAUUGCUUGGGGUAACGGUACAGGGCAGGCUCAAAAGCAGGCUCUUCGAUGUGGCGAACUCGCGUUAGCCAGCGGGAUUCAUCAUAUUGACACCGCUCAACUGUACAAGACAGAGCGAGAAACGAUAGAGGCGAUCAAGAAGUCGGACCUCAAUCGGGAUCAGGUGUAUAUCACUUCGAAAUUAUCCGCCGGUGACAACGACGAUCCCGUUCCUAUCAGCGAAGUGGUACAGUCGGUCAAGGAAUCGAUUGAACGUCUAGGCACCAUUCCCGAUCUCUUCCUUGUGCACAAUCCAUUCGUCGUCCCGCCCGGCCAGCUCAAGGCGCUCUGGAAGAUCCUUGAAGACCUCAAGGCGGCAGGGGAGCUCAAGAGCAUCGGUGUCAGCAACUUCAGGCCUCAGGACCUUGAGGAGAUCCUCGAUGGAGCGAGAUACAAACCCGUUGUCAACCAGCUCGAGUAUCAUCCGUACACCCUUGUCCAUCUCCAACCCGUCCUCGACAUCCAGGCGAAACACGGAAUCGUCACGGAAUCCUAUGGAUCUCUGACGCCUAUCCUUCGUUACCCCACCGGCGGCCCACUUAAGCCCGUCCUGGAACGCAUCGCAGCCAGGAUCUCGAAAGCCACAGGAAAGAACCUUGACACGACAGUUGUAUUACUGCUAUGGAUCCGUGUACAAGGCGUCGUCGCAGUCACCGCAAGCGGGAAUCCGGAUCGCAUCAAGAGCCUCGGGGAGAUCGCCACACUGCCGGACCUGCUGGAGCGAAAUGAAAUCGAGGAGCUAACCAAUGUGGGGAAGACGGUUCACUUUAGGUUUUAUACGGAGCACAUGGAGAAGGACUUUCCUUUGCCUAACCUGCCCAACGAGUGA